AUGAUUGCAUGUAAAGGUAGAACAACAUUAAAACAAUACAUGUCAUUCAAACCAAUAAAAAGAGGUAUAAAAGUAUGGGCAGCUGCAUGUUCUAAAACUGGUUACUUGUUAAAUUUUGAUAUUUAUCAAGGGAAACAAGAAGACCCAGAAAAACACAGUUAUUCAGACUCAACUGUUUUUGAUUGUCUAGUGUAUUAUCUGGCUGGGUAUAUAUCAAAAUGUUUAGUAGCCAAAACUAAAUGUGAAUUAUGUAAGUUACAUUUAAUGAACUUAAAUACUUCUAAAACUGGGCCUGAAGCAGAUCUGGUGAAUAUAAAAAGUAGAGGCUACCUGACCCAUCCAAAUAAUAACAUUUUUAAAAUUUUUAAGUUAUUAGAGUUAUCAUUUACUAAAUUUGCUGAUGCACAUAAUGUUUUUGAAGAGGCUUCUGAAUUUUUUUUUAAGUCAAAAUAUAACUAUUUUCCAUGUACUGAACAUCGAACAGAUGUACUAAUGGAUAUUUGUUCAUAUUACCUGAUUAUGAGAAUGCGUCAAUACAGCUAUCAACAGAACCAAAAUAACAAAAAAAUUAAUAAAACAAAAAAAAAUCUUUCAAAAUUGGUUAAAAGUUUACUAAAAUAA
Rhopalosiphum padi (bird cherry-oat aphid) is the source of this 621-nucleotide messenger RNA. RefSeq lists its product as uncharacterized. NCBI's taxonomy places the organism in Eukaryota, Metazoa, Arthropoda, Insecta, Hemiptera, Aphididae. The record is from RefSeq and is a predicted model, not a curated record.